Messenger RNA from Hemibagrus wyckioides, 4189 nucleotides. It is a transcript of the gene tjp3, whose product is annotated as tight junction protein 3. Lineage: Eukaryota; Metazoa; Chordata; Actinopteri; Siluriformes; Bagridae. Gene Ontology annotation, cellular component: bicellular tight junction; plasma membrane. Gene Ontology annotation, molecular function: cell adhesion molecule binding. Gene Ontology annotation, biological process: cell-cell junction organization; protein localization to cell-cell junction; positive regulation of blood-brain barrier permeability. The coding region runs from base 131 to 3928 and encodes 1265 amino acids. The record is from RefSeq and is a predicted model, not a curated record. The transcript is spliced from 31 exons.
GUGUUUUUCAUGGACAAAGCCCUGCUUCAUUGUGGACCAAAAGACAAUGGUGUAUAAGUGUGUAUAACAUGAAGUAAUCUAGGAUUUUUAAUGAUUCUGGAGAUUAUUUAUUUCAUGUUACCUGAAGAAGAUGGAGGUGAGGUUCAAAGACCCGAAGGCAGACAUGGAGGAAAUGACGAUAUGGGAGCAGCACACGGUGACGCUAAACAAAGAUCCCAAAGUCGGCUUUGGUUUUGCUAUUUCGGGUGGGAGGGACAAGCCAAACCCAAGCAAUGGAGACACAGCUGUGAUCAUAUCUGAUGUGGUGCCUGGCGGUCCAGCUAUGGGCAGACUACAGACACGGGAUCAGAUCGUCAUGGUGAAUGGGGUGUCAAUGGAGAACACGACCUCACAUUACACCAUUCAGCACCUCAAGGGCUGUGGCAAAACAGCCAACAUUACAGUGAAGAGGCCUCGCACAGUUCAGGUACCAGUCAGUGGCAGACCCACACGAGCUUCCUCACAAUCAAACCUGCUGGACGAUCGCUAUGAGCGGAAACCUCGGCAAGGGUCAGACUCGGGGUACGGGCGGCGUCCUCGGAGUACAACACCUGAACGCAACGGCCACGACCUGGCACUUAUGUCCGGCUACAAGAGACUGCCCAAUCAGGAUGCUCCAGAUAAACCCAUCAGAGCCACGCUAGUGAAGCUGAAACCUACAGACGAGUACGGGAUGAAGUUAGGGAGUCAGAUUUUUAUCAAGCACAUGAGUCCCACUGGUCUGGCUGCUAAAGAAGGCACACUGCAAGAGGGAGAUCUUGUUCUCAAGAUUAAUGGAAUGACUACAGAGAACCUUUCCCUGCUGGAGACCAAGCACCUGGUGGAGAAGUCGAGGGGUAAACUCUCCAUGGUAGUGCUAAGGGACAACAGAAAGUUCCUGGUCAGUAUCCCUGAGGUGAAGGACAGCCCUCAGAACAGUACUGAGGAGAGGAGUGGAGGCAGCAGCUCAGAGCUGGAGGAGAUUUCUGAUCUGGAUACAGACAGCCCUGUUCGGCAUCGAACGUCUCGCACAGCGAACCGAGAACGUCGCACACGAAGAACCCGGAAUGAAGUUCCUCCUUCCUCAAAAGCUCGUGAUUCACCCCACCUGCGCUCCAACAAGACACAGCCAACUUCCUAUGCAAUGCCACGACGCAGAGUCUCAUCGGAGUCAGAAUCAGACCACAGCAAAUCUCCUUCUCCGGCUAAACAUGACAGCCUUGACAGCAAAGACCGGUACAGAGUGCUCUCAGGAGUAUCAGCGCUGCCUAAUCCUCGAGCUUCUCCUGUAACUAACUGGAAUGCUCCUCGCAGCUCCUACUCAUUACCCCGUCCACGCAAAGCGGUUUCAGAGUCUGAUUCAGACCGCAGUGCAUCUCCACCCCCAAGACGGGAGAGUCCCAGGACUGACAAUCAGUCCAGAUACAAGGUGCUCCCUGACCUUCCCCAAGCUGGCUUGAAGUCAUCCUCCCGCAGCCGUUCCCUGGACCUGCUCAGCCACAAUCCCUCCCCUUACAGACCCCCACCACGAGAUGAGUCAGAGUCAGGGUCAGAUGGAAGUUCAGGAGCAGCUCUCAGACCAGGAACGCUGUCCAGCCAGGACUCGCGCAACAGAUACAGGGCCACACCCGAGAUAGCGCUAGCACCCAUGGUUGCAUCCCCAAAAUGGUCAAAACCCUCAACACCCAUCAGGAGAGCUCCAUCAGAGUCUGAGUCAGAUGCAAGUUAUCCAGCGGUUCCCAGUCCGGUCCCAAACACCUCACGUACAAACGAUGUUGUUGCUCAAACUCAAGUGGCACCGGUUAAAAACAAACCAGAGUUUCGUUACAGAUCCUCCUCACCUCCCAGACCUCCAUCUGACCACACUCGGUCUGAUAGAGCACUUUCGGCACUCAGGAGAUCAGGCAGCAGCGAUCAUGACAGCAAUCAUAGUUUGCCAGAAGCAGACAGCACCCUUCGAUCUGAUUUAUCAAGAUCCAACCGCAGCAGGAUGAAUGCCAUGCCUGUAGAAGAGCCUCUUUACUCCCUCCCACCUGAUGCAGGUUCUACACCGAACCUGGGCUACAGCUCAGACCAAAACAGGGUGGGAUUUGUUAAAGAGAGCAAUUUAGGUCUCCGUCUUAUAGGGGGCAAUGACGUGGGCAUCUUUGUCGGAGGCAUCCAGCCUAACAGCCCUGCUCAGAGAGAGGGCAUGAGAGAGGGGGAUCAGAUACUGCAGGUCAAUGGGGUUGACUUCACUCACUUCACUAGAGAAGAGGCCGCCAUGUUCCUUAUGAACAUUCGUUCUGGGGAACGCAUUGACAUGCUCACUCAGAAUAAAAUGGACCUUUAUAAGAAGAUCCUGAAGUCCAACCUUGGCGAUUCCUUCUACAUCCGCACCCACUUUGACUACCAGGCAGAAGAGAGUCAUGGCCUAGGCUUCACCCGGGGAGAGGUUUUCCGUGUGAUCGAUACAAUGCACCGUGGGAAACUGGGAACUUGGCUGGCUGUUCGAAUGGGAACAAAUCUCUAUGAGUUAGACAAGGGCACUAUACCCAACCAGACCAGAGCUGAAAAUCUAGCCCUAGUCGAGCAGACUCAGAGGAUCCAACUGGCAGAACGCCAGGCCUCAGCUCCCAGGGCAGAGUUUUGGAAGCUACGAGGUCUCCGAGGGGCCAAGAAGCCUGUCCGAAGAACACGGGAUGACCUUCUUCAACUGACCAUCCAGGGCAAGUUUCCAGCAUAUGAGAAAGUUGUGCUGAGGGAAGCCAACUUUAAACGGCCGAUUGUCGUCAUGGGCCCCUUGAAUGACAUAGCAAAUGAGAAACUGGCCAAAGAAAUGCCGAAUGAAUUUGAGGUGGCAGAAAUGGUGUCCAGGGGUGGUGGAGAUGCACCGUCUGUCAUUAAGUUGGACACAGUAAAAAGAAUAGCAGAGCAGGAAAAGCACCCUCUAUUGGACAUCACACCCACUGCAGUGGAGAGACUCAGUUACAUCCAGUAUCACCCUAUAGUGCUGUUCCUGGAGCCGCAUAGCCGCAAGGAUGUGAAAGUUAUGAGACAGAGAUAUGAUCCCAGUUCUAAGAAAAGCUCACGAAAACUGUACGCUCAAGCCUUAAAGCUUAAGAAACAAUACUCCAACCUUUUUGCUGCACACAUCGAUCUGCAGCCCACUUCAAAUGUGUGGUACGAAAUUCUUAAAGAGAAGAUUCGGCAACAGCAGUCGAAGCCUGUCUGGGUCUCAGAAGUGAUGUUGGAGGAAGGUGCCAAUGAGGACCUGGAUGUGCUCAACCAUAAUGAAUCCUCAGACUACCUCAGUGGUGCCAGUGAUUAUGAGGACACAGACGGUGAGCCCUACACUGAUGGCGAGGCUUACACAGAUAACGAGGACCUGGAGGAGCCGACCCAACAAGGCCCAAUGUUGCGCCGCAGCUCAGCACUGGCUCGAUCCUCAGAACCAGCCAGACGGCAGACGCCUAGCCCUGAGCCUGAGCCAUACUAUGAAGAGGGGGAGGAGGCAGAGCCUGAGUACACUCUACCCCCUCCCGUCCGCUAUACCCCUGAGCCUCAAGCCUCACAAUUGGAGAAUGAAGCAUUGCCAGCAACGCACAGUUUUACAGAUUCAGACGGCGAGCCUGACCUCCCUGUCACACCCUCCUCAGAUGGACCUCCAGUAUUUAGGGCUCCAGAUCCCACAGCGUUCCCUAGCGAGAGCCCACCUCCUGUCACACUGUCUGCCAUAGAGCAGAAACUAGAACAGGCACGCAGGGCAAAUUCACCCAAGGCCCCUUUGGUUGUGGUGGCACAUCGUGAAGCAAUGAUGACACGAAGGACCCAGAUCAGAGGCAGCGACAGUUCAGAUGACAAUGAUGACUAUAAUGAUGAUGAAGAAGAAUCUGAUGACACGGAAUGGGGUCCUGCCACAGAGCUCUAGUGCACACAACCUUGAAGACACAUGGACUGACACGUCUGUGGAAAUAAUGUGAAAAUCCUUUUAUUUUACUUUUAUUGACCUAUACUCAUGGACAUGUUCUGAACACUCUUACCACUGGACUGUAUUGCAUACCCUGGGGUUCUUUUAAACCCUGUACUAUCGGAAGUGUUCACGCCCAAUGUAUAUUUUACCCGCUGUAUUACAUUACAGCUCUGUCUUUUCUUUUUUUUUUUUUUUAACUUGAACUGUUUUAAAAUAAAU